This is a messenger RNA of Fopius arisanus, 1147 nucleotides long. RefSeq lists its product as uncharacterized. The transcript has 4 exons. The record is from RefSeq and is a predicted model, not a curated record. NCBI's taxonomy places the organism in Eukaryota, Metazoa, Arthropoda, Insecta, Hymenoptera, Braconidae. The coding region runs from base 188 to 775 and encodes 195 amino acids.
GACGUCAUAACAUUGUAAAUAUUUGGAAAUAUUAUCAACUUAUCAGGUGUUUUCUCCUCAUAUUCGGUUAGACAACAGACACUUCUGGUUGUGUAAACCUAAAUCUAUGUUUACCUAGCUCAGCAUUGACAAUAUAUAAGGCAGUGCUUUCCACAAAAAUUAACUCAUUCUAAAUUCUGGUGUAAUUAUGAAAUUCGUUACUUGUCUUUGUCUCAUACUAUGUGCGACGCAGUUUGCGUUGGCCGAUGAUUCGUGCACCUCCAUAAUAGAUCCCGCGCUUCAUUAUUAUAGGGGUAUUCAAAUUGGAAUGACCCCCUGGAUAAAACGUAUUCCCCCCCAUUCAGAACCAAAGGGGAUAUAUUUCGAUAGACUAGAUAUUCUACAAGAAAUAAAGAACGACACUGAAAUAUAUGUCCAGAGUCAAAUGCAAUAUUUCCACAGGCCUAAUUUGACAAAGAUAUUUGGUACAUGGAUGCCAUUGUACAACGAGACGGCUUCCUUUUGUGAACCAGCCGAUCCUUGUAGCUUCUUAUACAUGUUACGAAAGUUAUUUCACAUUUCCGGGGAAUGUCCUAUAAGUACGGGACCCGGACCUGAUAUACCUACUUUACUAAUACAGAAAUCGUGCAUGCAGUUGAAAGUAGACACGGCAGCGCCGAUGCUGAGGACAGUGUUCACUGUGUGGGAAAACCGUUCAUCAACAGCAAAGAAAUUGAUGUAUGGUGAGGUGUACAUUAAGAAUGGACCGAAUAAAACUAGAACGUGCGAGGAGUAAAAAAUUAUUAUUUAAUAAAUGAAUUUAACUAAUAUGUUGUAGCUUGUAAAAUUAUUAAACAUCAAGUUUUUUGAUAUUAUUAUUAGUAUUACUAUUAUUAGUAUCACUUAGACAGCUAUAAAUAACUCGAUUUUUCUGCAGGAAUACUAGAGAUUUCCUUCUACUUCACCUUCUACACUUCCUCUUCAAUUCUCUAUUUCUUGUUGAAAUGGCACUGAAAAAUUAUAAUAAUUAUAAUAUUGAAAAUUCAGAUGAAAUUUCAGUGAAUCGUAAAAAGUUAAGUGAUUGCCGAUCUCUUCUCAUGUUUCAUGUUCUUUGUAAAUUUCUGGGGAAUCAUGGAUCAGAAUAAAGUGAACGAAUAUUCAAUUUUUA